AUGUUGUGCGAGACUACGAGGCACGGCUGGUUGAACAUGACGGUGCUGGGCACCACACCUAUAAUACCAAAGGCCCUGGAUGAGACCAAGGCGAUACUAUGCAUAAACCAACCGAUCGGACGCACGGCAGCGAUGCAGAACCUUUCCCCUGCUGGGCCUGAUCAUGGUUGUAUUUGUGUUUCUGUAGCCAUCAUCUUCACAGUAAUCGGUGCUGUCCGGUCGCGGCGGUCAUCUGUGAGAGCGGCCGGUGAGGUGCAAGGGAUGCCUGUCGAGGUGCGGCUGAGAAGCGACUGCGUUGGAUAG
Molecule: messenger RNA, 303 nt
Organism: Pyricularia grisea
Lineage: Eukaryota; Fungi; Ascomycota; Sordariomycetes; Magnaporthales; Pyriculariaceae
Exons: 1
Coding region: 1-303 (100 amino acids)
Source: RefSeq, a predicted model, not a curated record